Hippocampus zosterae (dwarf seahorse) is the source of this 1718-nucleotide messenger RNA. Its product is annotated as major histocompatibility complex class I-related gene protein-like. The record is from RefSeq and is a predicted model, not a curated record. Gene Ontology annotation, cellular component: external side of plasma membrane. The coding region runs from base 328 to 1437 and encodes 369 amino acids. The transcript is spliced from 7 exons. Gene Ontology annotation, biological process: immune response. Lineage: Eukaryota; Metazoa; Chordata; Actinopteri; Syngnathiformes; Syngnathidae.
AUUUCCGGCUCUUUCCCAAAGCAGCGCCUGAUAUCAUCUUCCUUUUCUUCGAUGCGCGUCUUCCCGCACGUUUAUUAUGCCGUGUAAAAAAAAACAAAUGACAAGUUGAAUGACAUUUCCCCGCUGGUGUCAAUCAAUUAAUCGUGAUCAUUUCCCGUUCGCCCAUUUUGUCACCUGUCAGUUUGCGCCAGGCGCGGAGGUGGCCGGAAAAGAACCGGAUAAACCGGAUUAAAUGCAGCCAUUCCCGAACAGCAGUACGACGUGGGACUAAAACAAAACUAAAUCAUCUUUUUUUUUUAAUGUUUUUAAAAUUAAUUCCCGCUGGUCAUGAUUGUGAACUGGCUUGCAUUUGUUGUGAUUGUUCAAACAGACAGCGUGAUGCCUGCAAUCCACUCACUGGAGAAUUUCGUCACGGUUUCAACUGGAAUUGCCAACUUACCAAACCACGUGGGUGUCGUUCAUGUCGACAACGUUGACGUGAUGUACUACGACAGCGAGAGCAGGAUACUGGAGCCCAGAAAUGACUGGAUGAGAGAAGCCACAGCAGACGAUGCAGACUUUUGGGAAAGGGAGAGAAAAGUCGCCAUGAUUGUUGAGGAUUUGAGCAGGUCUUCGCUGGAAACCGUGAGAGAGGCUUUCAACCAAUCUGAAGGAGUCCACUUUGGGCAGGCGACGUUUGGCUGCAAAUGGGAUGACCAGACCGAUGCUGUCGAUGCUUGGGAAAAGAUGAAAUAUGAAGAUGAGCACGUCCUGUUGUUGGACAUGAAUACAUUUGCGUGGUCCAUAGAGGGCCCGCAGGCUCUUGCCAUCAAACACAAGUUUGACUUCAACGAGAAUCAAAGGGAGCUGCGGCAGCAUUACUACACCAAGGCUUGUCCUUCUUUUUUGAAGAAGCUGGUGUACUAUGGGCGGAGCAUCCUCAUGAGAACAGAGCUUCCCAAGGUGUCUCUUCUUCAGAAGACGCCGUCCUCUCCGGUCACCUGCCACGCGACAGGUUUCUACCCGGACGUGGCCGACCUUUUCUGGAGGAAAGACGGUGAGCAGCUCCACGAGGACGUGGAUCAUGGCCAAAUUCUGCCCAACCACGACGGGACCUUCCAGAUGAUGGUCAAUCUGAAAGUGAAGGUGACGGAUGAGGUGGAGGGCCAGUACGAGUGCGUGUUUCAGCUGGCUGGUAUCAAGGGCGAAAUUGUCGUCAAGCUGGAGAGAGGAAACAUCCUGAGCAACGCACGCAUUGAAGAAGAAAAGAAGAGGAGGACUGUUGCCAUCGCCGCCCCGUUGGCGGUCCUCGCUCUGGUGCUCGUCCUCGUGGCCAUCGUGGUCAUCAAGUGUCAUCCACGCAAAGCGGACGAUUACGCACCAGCGAGUGCCCAAGUGCCGAGCUCGCCGGAAAGGUCAAAAGCGGUUCGAGACACAGCGGCGGGAGCAACACCGUGACAACGUUCCAUAGACACGAUAAAGAACUUAUGCGUCUGGGUUUUGUCAUCAUGUCCGUCUGCACAUGUUGCUCCAAGAUCUGCUCCAAGAGCCACUGCAGCUAUCCAUGCUAAUCGUUGGCCCACAACGGUGAUUUGCAUUAUUCGUUAGCCUUCAGCUAGCGGUGUCGUUCUUAAAGAAAAGUUGUAUGUUUUAUUUUAAACACACAAAAUGCAAUUCUCUUUGUUUUUUUUUUUUUUUUUGUCGAGUUUGACGGUAAACCAUGAGUGUCAUUAACCAGC